UGAACCAGACCUAUGAAUUAUUUUCCACAUUGAAAUUUGUAAGUUGUCUUUUUGCUUAGAGAUUUUCUUCAGGAAAAAAUUCAAGAUGGCGGAUUAUUGAAGACUUGAGUAGUCCUGAAGUAUGAGUAUGAAAGAAUUCACAGCAAGAAGUUCCAAUAGGACUAACUAAUAGACUAGGAUGAAUGAGUUAGAUCCGGGCAGUGACUAUCGUGAGACCAUGUCCAGUGUGGUGAUCCUGUCCUCUCAGCCCAACUCCCACCCAUUCCAGGAGCGACAUAUCUCACUGAUAGAGCCCGUCAAAAUCGGCCGCUCCGUCGCCCGGGCCCGACCCGCCUCUAAUAAUGGCAUAUUCGACUGUAAAGUUUUGUCCAGGAAUCAUGCUGUGGUGUGGUACGAAAAUGGCAAGUUUUACCUGAAGGAUACCAAGAGCAGUAAUGGCACGUUUAUCAACAACCAGCGCCUCAGUCGUGGGGGUGAGGAGAGCGCCCCCAGGGAGAUAUUCUCCGGGGACCACAUACAGUUUGGUGUGGAUGUCAUGGACAACAACAAAAGAGGAGAAAAAAUCACACAUAACUGUAUCACAGCCACUGUAACACUAUUUCACCCAGACGGACGGGAAGCUAGGAAUGUAUAUUCUGAAUCAGGGCAGUUUGCUAAUACAGUGUCUCCCGGAGUCACAAUACAAUCUCAGGAACUUUAUCAGCUGGCUCAGUAUUUACAGGAGGCUCUACACAGGGAGAAAAUGUUGGAGCAGAAACUGGGCACGCUACAGCAGCUAGUGGACAACACACAGGAGGCGUCAGAGAAUGGGUGGCAGGCGUUAAUAGAUGAGGACCGGCUACUGUCACGUCUGGAGGUGCUAGAGAACCAACUACAUAUCUACUCUAAGAACCAUGCAGAAGAUACUCUACGCCAAGAGGUAGUGACUCUACAAGAAGAAAAGAACACAUAUGAAACUACUGCCAAAGAAUCUCUGAAAAGAGUUUUGCAAGAAAAACUCGAGGCUGUCCGGAAACUUUCAGACCUUGAGAGAUCAUUACAUAACACUGAGGAUGAGUGCGCUCAUUUGAAGGAAAUGUGUGAGAAAGCUCAGGAAGAGCUCCAGGCUCUGGCUGAGAAGUAUCAGGACCAACAAAAAGAGGUCAUAGAGAUCCAGGAAAAAUUACAGGAGGCGGAGAGGCACCACCUGGAGGAGGUGGAGAAGCUCCGCCAAGAGAAGGAGGAUCUGAACGAGAAGUUGGAGGAGAUGAUCCGCCAGGAGACCAUCCUCACCGCCAAGAUGGAGUCUAUACAAGCCGACAAUGAUAUCGCCAUGGAACAGCUCGCCGCCAUGAAAGAAAAACUAGAGGCAAUCAAAGAACCGAAGGAGAAUGUAAUCGAGGAAAACGGUGAGGGUCUGACGAACGGGGACAGGACGACGGACGAGGUUAUCAACACCAGUGAUAGAAAGGUCAUCGUAGGAGACGACAUCAAGAUCAUAAUGACGGACGAUGAGAACGAUAACAAACUAGAGGAUAUACACAAACCAGACAACUUAAACAAUGUACAGAACAAUAUAGAUGAUGUGGAUUCCAUGAAAAUUAACUCAGAAAAAAGCAGUCCAGAGGACAUUCAGGGAAAACUGAGAGAUGCACAGAAGCAGAUAGAAAAAUAUAAAGAAUUGAUCAGGGAAUCAGAUGUUAAGAUGAAGGAAAGUUCUGACAAGUUAGAAGCUGUUCAGAAAGAACUUGAACGAGCAGAAACUGAUGCUAAACAGUACAUUACCAAGAUUGCCUCGUUAGAAGAAAAGCUAAAGCUGUCGGACUUACACUUGAACUUAAUGAUGGAAAAUACCAUGGCAGAUCUGAAGCAACAGCUUAAAGUUUCCCAACACCAAACUGAUAAUAGCUCAGGGCUCAUAACAGAACUACAGGAAAAGGUUCACAUUCUGGAAAGUGAGAUCAGGAAUGCUCGGUUACCACCAGAGAAGAUGGAAGCCACACUGGUGGCUACCUGUGCUUCCAAACCUACCACCACCGCAUCACAGAUGGACGAGUCUAACGACUCAGGUCUGGAGGACGACGACAAUCUUAAAGAGCUGUUGAGGGAAGCGCGAGUAUUACAAACCAAGGCAGAAACAGAGCUCAAGAAAUGUAGAGAUGAAUUAAAUGUGAGUAAAACAGAGGUUCAAAGGAAAGAUGAAGAGACAAGUAACUUAAAGGAUCAGUUGUGUGAUGCCCAGAAACUGACCCAAGAUCAGUCCAAGAUGGUGGUGGACCUCCAGGAUCAACUUAAAAGGGCAGAGACUCAAACCAAAGAGGUCAAACAACAGAUCCUGGAUCUGAGGGACCAAUUAAUGGAGGAGCAGAAAAUAGCUAAAAAUAGCCAAGAAGAGAUGAUAGCCGUCACAUGUGAACUUGACCAAGAAAAACUGAGAAAUAAAGAAACCAAAAAGGAACUAGAAGAAACAAAAUCUAAACAUUUAGAGAGUCAACAAGCUGCCAAACAAACCCACAAUGAGGCUGAACAACUAAAAAACAAAGUUCGCCAGCUGCAGGAGCGACUGGACUCAGAGAGACGAACAUCUUCUCACUAUGGUACGAGAAGCCUCCAUCUGGACCCACAUGGUCGUGACUCGCACGGUCGUGACUCGCAUGGUCGUGACACACACAGUCGUGAGCUUUCUCAUGGAAGCUCUUCACUCAGGGAUACUCAUCAUGGCUCACAUAGGGAACUCCACAAAACUAACAGUGGAGGGCAUACGCCCUCCAGCCCCUCUGGGAAACAACGAGGUAAUAUUAUCGGUGAGUUUACAGCACUCAAAGAGGAAUGCUCAAGUCUUCGAAAGAGAAUCCAAGCCAUUGAGGCUGAGAUGAAAAUGUCACGUAAAGAGAACUUACAGCUGUCUGCAGAAUACAACAAACUUCAGGAGUCAUACAGGCAGUUAGAGGCCACAAAGGACCAAUUAGAGAGUCAGGCUUCAGCGUGGCAGUCCAACCUCACCGACUCCCAGAAAGAAAACGAACAGACACGACAACAGGUGGGGGACAACAGGCAGCCAAUCAGAGGUUUGGUAACGGCAGGGUCAAAUGUCACAGGGUCACCGGGUCAGCAGUUACAAGAAGCCACGGCUGAGGUGGCCAGUCUGAGGUCAAAGUGUCAGGAGUACAAGGACAGGGUCAGUGAGCUGGAGGUCGAGAUGAGCCUCGUCCAUGAGCAGUACAAACACCUGUCUGACCGGACCAAAGUGUUGUCUUUCGCCUCCAGUAUACCCCUAUUGAUGUUAUUGUUUGCCAUCCUAAUGGCUCUCUAUCCCACCCUGGCUCAGAUCACCGCGACAACAGUCUGACAUCAUCAUCACCAGGGGAGAUCACUGCUGAUUCACCCUCAUCUUCAUCCUCUGGGUGUUUGAUAUAUGCUGUCUGUGAUGUGUGAUUGAUAAACUGAAAAUGAUUCUGAUAUAUGUAUAUGUAAAUGUGGUGUAGAUGUGUAUGGAAAUUUUUGUUUGGUUUGUUAAUUAGUUUAAUGAGUUUAUUGAAUUUAUUUUAUUUCAUGUAUACAAGUUACUGUAAAGAUUCUGUUGUGGGCACUUAUUUGUUUAUAUAUUGAAUGAAAUAUGUAAAUGUGUUUGUUCUUAUAUGGAUUCUUUUCUUUAUGUUUCUGAACCCAUAAAGGUAGCAUGAAUCCUUUAUAUUCCUGUGAUAAAGUUAGUGCUUACAAUAACCUCAGUAAUGCUGGCGAAACCUUAAAGCAAUAAACAAGUGUCAUUAUAAUCAAACUUCAGGAUUUCUGAAAGUUCUUUUUCUUAAUCGUCAUAAUAAUCUCUGGCCUUACAGAUUCAAAUUUAUAAUGUGCAAGAUCUUUCCACAGUGUUCACUUUCUAGAGGUAAUAGAAUUCUUAAUCUGAUGGUAUUUGUUCAGGAAACCAAGAAUGUUUAGUGUAAAUGAUUUAAAAUAGAAUUUGUUGCAAGGAAAUGCUGAAUAUUUAAUAUUUUUUCUAUUUACCUGUACUUUGUCAUAGAGAGUGAAAUAUAUAUCAGUGUAUAUUUUUCACAAGUUGACUUGCAUUGUAACACUAAAUGUAGCUAUAGAAGCAAUUAAAUAUGAAGAACUUAUUUAUUUUUAGGUAGAUUUUGUCUCAGCUAGGCUCUCUCCCCCUAUAAAGAGGCUGGAAUGUAAAUAUUUAGAACCAAGAGUGUGAAUUUGUGUGCUUGAUAAAACCCCUUCCAAAACCAAAUUGCAGAAUGAUGGAUUUUGAAGUUAUUGUUAAGGAAUGUCCAGUCAUGAUACACUUUGUAAAAUUUGCUCAAGUUUGUAAAGAAAUCUGGAUAUUUUUUUUUCUUCUUGCAACCAUUUUUUAAAAAAAAUAUUUUUCUUUUUUAUUAAACAGAUGUAAAACUGUAAUUAUGAAUAUUGUAUACCAGUAGUGUGCAAUAUGGCUGACACUUCAGUAUGAAAAUUUCACUGAGCAAAAUUUUUGCGGUAUUUUUGCUACAAAUUUUGUAAUGCUAAGCUUGAGAGGGCACCUUGAACUCAAGUCUUCCUGUGUCCCGACAGAUCACACGCCCUCAGUGUCCUCAUGUGCUUUUCCUUUUGUACCUCUGAGUCACCUUCCCAGAGAAGGGGCCCAAGAAGAGGAAAAUUUUCGUGCUUUUGUCAUUGGUGAUUUCUGUUUGAUCUGCUUUUCAUAGGAUAUUGUUUCGUUUUCAUGGAAAUAAAAGCUUUCAUGUCAUCCAAACAUAGAAACACCAAGAUCUGAGCUACACGCAGCUAUGUCUUUUUUUUGUCAAUUCCCCACCCUCUUCCCAUUUCUGUGUGUGUUUGUGUGAUGAGAGUGUGUAUAUGUACAUAGGUAUAUGAUUAUAUAAGAUAAUAUAUAUACUAAGACCAUUGUACAUAGAUAGCAAACCCAGAAAUGUCACAUGACCAAAGAUGUCAACCAAUUAGCAGGAUUGUCUCAUUGUACAAUAACCAAUCAAAAGAGUUGUCUCAUUGUACAGUAUUUAAAAUCAUCAACCAAUCAGUAGGGUUUUCUUAUUGUUGAAGGGAUAUCAUCCAAUCAAGAGAACUGCCUUCUUUCACAAUGAAUAAUGGUUUCUUUGUAAUCUGAUCAUUUUUUUUUUUGUAUUCAUUAUCAGCUCCAUAAACAAGAAAUGCAUUAGCAUGUGCUUUUAAAUCUUCUAUACAUACCAGAAAGUUAGAAUAUUUUUUAAGGAAACAGGGUAUGUAGAGUUUCCGUAGUUUUGUGAAUUGGAUGAUUAUUACCUUAAUCAUUAGUACAUGUAUUAAUAGAACCACCCCUUAUUUCCACAUCAUCCAUGUUGUAACAUGAGACUGCCAUUCUGCUAUUGUAUGAAUUCUAGGAAUGUGACAUAAAUCUGGAGUACUUUGUAUAAACACCAUUUAAUAAUUUGAUUUGUUUUUUAUUACUUCAAAUGUUGACAAUAAAGCUAUGCAGAUAUGCA
Saccostrea echinata is the source of this 5444-nucleotide messenger RNA. Its product is annotated as sarcolemmal membrane-associated protein-like. The transcript is spliced from 30 exons. NCBI's taxonomy places the organism in Eukaryota, Metazoa, Mollusca, Bivalvia, Ostreida, Ostreidae. Gene Ontology annotation, molecular function: protein binding. The coding region runs from base 179 to 3328 and encodes 1049 amino acids. The record is from RefSeq and is a predicted model, not a curated record.